AUGGGUAUGGUUGGUAUCCUAGUACUGGCACUAUCUCUGGUUUCUGCAUCACACAUGAGUGCGGGAGAAGAAAUUAUGACACCUCCAUUCUCUGUUUGUGACCCAAUAUUUGAAUACUUCCCCAAUUGCUUAGAAUUCCUUGUGGGGGAUCCAAAAAUCAGCAUGCCCUCAGCAAAAUGCUGCGAACACAUGAUGCUGCUUAACACAUUAGCCAAUUAUGGGGUUGGUCCCAAGGCCAUUUGUUGGUGCAUUGAGAUCAUGGUUAAGGGAAUGCAACCACCGUUAGUGCCCUCCAGGAUCCAAGAUCUUCCUCGUAUGUGCUACAUCACUCUCAGUUUUCCCAUUUCUGACAGCAUGGAUUGUUCCAAGUGA
This is a messenger RNA of Vigna unguiculata (cowpea), 372 nucleotides long. RefSeq names its product non-specific lipid-transfer protein 13-like. Gene Ontology annotation, molecular function: lipid binding. NCBI's taxonomy places the organism in Eukaryota, Viridiplantae, Streptophyta, Magnoliopsida, Fabales, Fabaceae. The record is from RefSeq and is a predicted model, not a curated record. Gene Ontology annotation, biological process: lipid transport.